AUGGCGGAGACCACAGAGCAAAAUGUGCAGCCAAGUUCGAUACAACAUCACGAGGUUAUCAGCAGUGAUAUGGACACAACAAAAGAUCCAGAACAUGCUUCUUCUAAGUCCAUGUCAGAAGGACCUGUUGGAAUGGAAAAAACGAAUGUUCCCCAUGGGGAAGUGAUGUCUCUAAAAGAGUGUUGUAGAGAGGCGUUCGAUAAGAUAACCGAGUAUUUGAAAGGGGAACUGGCUGGUAGGUAGAAUCAUAGUUAAUGGAGGUGACUGGUUAUGAAGCCCGGCAAACAUCAAAGGAGUAAACAAAGAUGCCAAGAUUUAUGUUAGAAGGUCCACGACCCUGCACAAUCUUUUGUUUUGCGUUCAUACGUUAUGCAUGAAUUACGUAACCAGCACGUUUCUAUUGGUUAGUUCCUCAGUACGGAGUAAACAACUAUUGUGUUUUGUGCAGGGUCAAGGCCAAAAAAGAGAACAAAAACAUACAACAAAGAACUUUGUCGGGUUUCUUAACCAUUCCCUCUAUUAACUAUGGUAGAAUAAAGCUUGUUGCAUGAGAUAUUUUUGUUUAUUUUAUACGGUGCAAAAUUUAACGAGCAAUUUAGAAUGCUUGGCGUCUUAAAUUAUUCAACUGUAAACUGAUUUGACCAAGUUUCUUGACACUUGAUAAAGCAGAUUUGGUACAGGUCGUGGAAAACCUACCCUGCGAGCAGAGGCCCUUCGAUCUUCCUACUUAUCUAGGAAGAUCGAAGGGCCUCUGCUCGCAGGGUAUGGAAAACCUGGCAAGGCAUGGAAUUUAAGAAUUUCAUUUUCAAGGCCUGGAAAGUGAUGGAAUUUAAUUUUCGGUCCUUGAAAGUCGUGGAAAAUUAAAGUUUUGUUUGGUAGAGUAGUUACUACAGAUGAUAAAGCAAGGAUAGUAUAAGAUGAAGAGGAGUAAUUAAUCAGCGUGAACGACAUGCAGUUUGUGGAUACCAGCCUUGUUUCUGUUUAACUUUUUAAGUCAAAAAUAUGCUAAAACAAGUAAAGUUCUAAAAAUUUUCAAAAGUGACAGCUAAACCUAAGGUCAUGGAAAACUAGAAAUGGUCAUGGAAAAAGUCAUGGAAAGUCAUGGAAUUUGAAGAACUUGAAAAAGUACAAACCCUGUAUUUAAGGCUCCUUUUUUUGUUGUUGCAAAUUUCAGGUUCUCUAGAGGACUACGUUCUUCUAGAAAAAUUGAAUAAAAUGACAGUCACAAAGUACAGUGACAUGUCCAACACUGCCAAGACUCUCAUUACAGCCAUGGAGGAACUGGAUAAGAAAUGUGAGUUAACUGUAUGUAUAUAUGUGUAAGAUUUGUUCAUGUUGGUGAUCACAGCCGUAACAAAAUAGAUCAAAUUUUGUCAUCGUGCAUUGUGCAUAAGAAGCCAAUAAACAUACAUCGAGCCUGUAUUUCAUUGAUGGUGCAUAGAUUGUGUCUUCAUGGUGCCAUCGAGUUUUACCCAUGCUUUCGUCGAGCCUUCAUCAAACGAUGUAUCGUUGAUAUAUCAUUUUCGGAAAACAACUAUGGUGUUGAAAAGAGAAAUAAUGAAUAACAAUAAACAUGGAUAUUUAAACUUGUAAGAAAGGCAGUUUUCUAUUAAUGAAGCUUUAUUUUUCAACUUCAAGGGUUGAAUUUACGAGUGUGUUUUGUUCUAAAGGUGUUAACGUGUUUCUCUCUUUGAGCCUAAAUGAUUAUUGUGCUUAAACUGUGCCUUAAGGAAAAAGGCACAAUGCACAAAUGACAAAGAACAAUAAUUGAACCUCUAUGCACUGUUAUGUAUUGUGCAUUGGCAAUGUGGUGCAUUAAAAAUUAUGGUAUGUUCUAAUGCUAAAAAGGUGUUUUUCAUUUAGUAACCUUGAAAAAUGCAGCAAUAAAUUUUAAGCCUAGGAGAAGCUUUGGUACAUGUGCAUCUCGAAAAGCUUUGUCUAUUCUGAUCUGUAUGGUUUUAUUGUAGAGUUAAGUGAGAUUGAAACUUAAUAAUUUUUGGUAAAUAGUAAGGCAAAAUAGCUUCUUUUAACUACCCUACAUUUUGUUAACAGCAAAAUAAUUUCUUUAAAUCAAAGCUUUAUGCAGAAAGUAUGUUCUCUCUGUAAUACUCAUAAUUUGAUUGCAAAGCAACGUGGCCAAAAAUCAAGUUUUUAUACACGAGUUUAGAGAAACUGUAACAGUAAAUGUAUAGUAAGUCCAUUUUUGACAAAAAAGUGGUCACCAACAUUGUGCAUAUGGCCGUAAUUUGAGAGGCCAGCAAAACGAGAGGACCAAAAACAAAAACAAAAAGAAAAAAAACUUCUAGGCAAAGGAAAGAACCAACAACAAACUCAAUCCAAAUAUUAGACUCUCCUAGGGGGAGUAGGGGGGGGGGGGGGGACAUAUGUCCUUAGCCUGAAUUUCAAAUAUGGUUGUUUUGUGUUUUGUGAAGUAGGCCAUGUCCUUGUUGUUAGUAUUCAAACCAUCUUUAUGUCAUUAUUGUGUCCCUGUUUCGUCUAGUCUUAUUUGGCUGUUUUAAAGCCAUGUUGCCUGUUGGAAUUUUAUUUUGUAGUAAGGUUUUUCAAAAUCUCCUUCACUAUUAUACAGUAGAACCUACCUUACAACCACCCUGUUUAAACAGCCACCUCAUUAACCCAACAGCUUCACCUCAUAAAUACGACCAUAUUCUUUUCCCCCAAAUGUAAAAAGCACUGAGUCAUUUUUUUAAAUUGUUAUUUUGAUAACCCUGUAUAUACGACCAACUCAUUAUUACGACCUGGAUUUUCCAGCCCAAAGAUGGUCGCAUUGAUGGGUUCUAUUGUUUGUAAAUAUACACAUUAUUCUGUAAUAACAAUAAUGUUUGUGCUGUAGUUUUCACAUUUUUAACUCGAAAUAUGCUUUUUUACUACAAAAAAAUUGUUUUCCAUGGCUAAUGUUAAUUUUUUGUAAUAUUUCUAUGAAGAUAAAAGUCUAGAGCCAUAUUUGGAGCAGAUUGACAAAGUGGAAGAAAGUGUUGCCAGCCUUGAACAAGCUGCUUACAGACUUGAUGCGUAUUCCAAGAGAUUAGGUUUGUAUUUUUAAAGAACAAACACUAAGUCUAUUGUCGUGUAUGACUUUGCAAUCAAGAAAACCUGCACUGCAAUAUUUGGAAUACCAGUAAUAAUGUGAAUUACUUUGCAUGUACUUAAUAUGCAACUAAAUGCUCAAACCUUUCACAUAGCUCAGGAUGUUCAUGCUGUAUCUUGGACUAUGUAAGAUUUGAAAAUUUUUUGUUUCAUCAGGUUUGCUGAUGGUCUGAAAUUCCUAGUUAAUGAAGACUUUAUUAAGCAUUAAAAAAAUGCAUCAAAAUUCAAACAGUGAGAACUACCACCAAACAUUAAAAAAAAAGGUAUAAAUAACACAACAAUUAGAAAAGGAGACACAGAUGGACAGACCUGAAGAAGAUUGAAAUGGGUUGCAAUUUUUGGCUUUAAAAACCUGUUGGCUAAUAACUUAGAUGUUUAUUAUAAUGGCUUCCUGUUUGGGGAACUGGAAACAAGUGCAAGACAUACAAUUUGACAAUCAUUUGACAGGGGGCCAAAAAGAGAGAGUUUUUAUUAAUUCACAAAAACAAUAGCACAUCACAAAGGCUUUCCAUGAAAGUGAAAUCAAAUGCGCCAUGUAACUUGGAAAUGUUUAUUUAACAAGCAUUGAUUUAGACACUAACUUCAAACAUGAGCCAAACCAAAUUAAUGCAUAAUGUAUUCAUUGUUGAAAAAUGAGCAUUUUUUUUCCUUUUGAAUUUUGUUUGGCCGAAAUAAAGGUCAGCAUCUGAAUCAAUUUAAUGAGCCUUGUAUUCAACACAAAGUAGUGUUGUCCUAUAACUUAAUAAGGGUGGUAUUUACCGUUUUUAUUGCAGAAGCUAAAUUCAAGAAGCUAGAGAGAAGAUAA
Molecule: messenger RNA, 3910 nt
Organism: Porites evermanni
Lineage: Eukaryota; Metazoa; Cnidaria; Anthozoa; Scleractinia; Poritidae
Source: the annotation of a GenBank genome assembly